Messenger RNA from Tachysurus fulvidraco (yellow catfish), 1412 nucleotides. Its product is annotated as protein BTG1-like. The record is from RefSeq and is a predicted model, not a curated record. Gene Ontology annotation, cellular component: nucleus; cytoplasm. NCBI's taxonomy places the organism in Eukaryota, Metazoa, Chordata, Actinopteri, Siluriformes, Bagridae. Gene Ontology annotation, biological process: negative regulation of cell population proliferation; negative regulation of mitotic cell cycle.
UUCUGUUGGUUUUUCCACACAGAACCGUUCUCACCUCAUCUUUGUUUUCUUUCUCUAGAUCGUUAUAGGCACCACUGGUUUCCUGACAGACCACAGAAAGGUUCUGGUUACCGCUGCAUCCGGAAACAUGAGAUGGACCCUCUGAUUGGUGCAGCGAGUCGGAUGGGCCUGAGUGCAGAGCGGCUCUUCUCGCUCCUCCCCCGAGAGCUUACUCUGUGGAUUGACCCCUACGAGGUGUCGUACAGGAUCGGCGAGGACGGCUCCAUCUGUGUCCUGUACGAAGCAGAGCCUCUGGCGUCCUCUCCGGCUGCGUCCGCACUGUCGCCGUUUGACCCUCUGAACUGUAAGAAGGGUUUCAUGAUGAACGGCAGGACCAGUCCUCCUAAACACUACCUCAUGACCGUCUCGAGCUGAGGGGACAUGAGGACAUGAAGCUGUGCACAGGACCGUUUAACCUUUCUGAGACUUUCUAUUUCUUGACAUUUAUUCUUUUGUUUACUCCUCAAACCAUUUAUUUUACUAGUCGAAAGCACUGCCUAAUGUUCCAGGGAUCGCACAUUCCUCCACUUGCACCGUAGGCGUGUGCCGAGACUCGCUCUGAAUCCUGCCAAAACUGAUUAUCCCAAGUUUUAUGAGGAGGGAAAACAGCCUGUAGCUACUGUCGUGUCUCCUUUUCCUUGACUUGAUCUGCCACAAAGUGCUGCCUACCUUAGGAACCUCCUCCUGUGUGGAAUGUGAAGCUGGUAAUGGUCUUAUUGCCCAAAUCUGCUGCCUGUGCAGGGUCCCUCCUCCUCCUCAGGGAGGAUGAAGGUGAUGACCUUGUGUGUGACUGAUUAUCAGCACAUCCCUAACACACUGACGCACCAUCGUGUGUUUUAAUAUGGUGGUGGUUGUUUUACACCCACAUCAAAGCUUGGGUGUGUGAGACGAUGCUCAGUCGCUCCAUCUCUUACUGGUGAGGUUGUUUUUAUAAACAACAUCAUCAUCAUCACCUUUACGGUUGUUGUGGUUGUUUCUGCACAAAGUGGCUAAUUUAAAGGAGCCCUGAAGUUUACUGCUGCCUUAAACACUGAACAUUUCUACCUGUGUGCAAUAUAAAAGGUGCCCCAAAAGUAUUUCCUCCUCUUGCUCCUCUUCCUCCUCAUCAUGAAUGUCAUGAAAUGAAUCUCAGUGGAAAAGUAAACGCGCCCCUCUUGCACUCGCCUUCUGUAGCAUUUUCUCUCUGAGCUGCUGAGCAGCUUGGUGUUUACUGGGUUUAGACGGAGACACUGUAGUUUGUAAGCUAUCUGAAGCAGUGUAUGCUUUUAUUGUACACUUUUUUUUUUUUUUAAAUGGAUUUGUGUAUAAUAGAACUGUACAGUUUUGUGCCAUUUUUGUAUUACAAUAAAGAUUUAUAAAUAAGUUGUUCUCCA